CGGGUUUCGCAGCCGCCGGCAUUGCAUAAAAUGUUGCUUAUAUUCAUUGCCAACAUUAGAGGUACAAUUUAUCUGUUAAGGUCCCGCCACGAUAAUACCACAAAUGUCCUGGACGAAGAAUAUAUCCGAUGGACGAUUAUAAACGAGGAAGUUGAUGUUGUAACCCCAAUGAUCGUAUUGCAUCUUAAAAAACUCCGAGUCGAACAUUUCCAGUUACCUGACAUCAAUGAAAGUAUCUGCAUAAAACCAUUCUUUAUUACAUAUAAGGUUGGGGUGUACCUUACCGAUGGAAUAGUAUAUAAUCUUAGAGGUAUAGCUCGAAAUGGGAAUGCCUUCAUGACAUACCAAAGAAAAGUAUUUCAAAGCCGGUUUUAUUUAAAAAUUAAUAAGCUACAGCUUUGA
Messenger RNA from Drosophila erecta, 402 nucleotides. RefSeq lists its product as uncharacterized. Bases 31 to 402 code for a protein of 123 amino acids. Lineage: Eukaryota; Metazoa; Arthropoda; Insecta; Diptera; Drosophilidae. The transcript has 4 exons. The record is from RefSeq and is a predicted model, not a curated record.